AGUCCUGUGAUUGGUCAGACACAUACGUUUUAGUUUCAUAAACAUCAUCAUCACACUGUUCAGGAGCUGAGAGGCUUGGCUGCAGUCGGCAAGAAUGCAUUUGAACAAGGUUUUGAGGGCAAGUGUCCGAACUGGACUCCGGUACCAGAGCACCAAUGCUCAGGCUGCAACCAGUGUAGCUCGAGCACCACAAGGCGGAUACUCUUUUGAAUUGACUGAUCAACAGAAGGAAUUUCAGGAAUUGGCCAGGAAGUUUGCCAGGGAGGAGAUUGUACCUGCAGCUGCAGAAUAUGACAAAAGUGGCGAAUAUCCUUUCCCAAUCAUCAAAAGAGCAUGGGAGUUGGGUCUGAUGAACUCUCAUAUUCCAGAGGAAUGUGGUGGAAUGGGCCUGAGCAUAUUUGACUCCUGCCUUAUCACAGAGGAAUUGGCUUAUGGCUGCACAGGUGUUCAGACUGCCAUUGAGGCAAACUCGCUUGGUCAAAUGCCAGUUAUCAUCGCUGGGAGUGAUGCACAGAAGAACAAAUACUUGGGUAGGAUGACUGAGGAGCCCCUGAUGUGUGCAUACGGUGUUACAGAGCCUGGGGCAGGCUCGGAUGUGGCAGGCAUCAGGACUCGGGCUGUGAAGAAAGGAGACGAGUACAUUGUCAAUGGACAAAAAAUGUGGAUCACAAAUGGAGGGAAAGCUAACUGGUACUUCCUGUUGGCCCGCACUGACUCAGACCCUAAAUGCCCAGCCAGCAAAGCUUUCACAGGCUUCAUAUUGGAUGGGGACACUCCAGGGAUCCAGAUUGGAAGGAAGGAAAUGAACAUGGGCCAGAAAUGCUCAGACACCAGGGGCCUCACUUUCGAGGAUGUUAGAAUACCUAAGGAGAACGUCCUCAUCGGUGAAGGCGCUGGCUUCAAGAUAGCCAUGGGGGCUUUCGAUAAGACAAGGCCUCCAGUUGCUGCUGGAGCUACUGGCCUGGCUCAGAGAGCUCUUGAUGAGGCGACCAAAUACAGUCUGGAGAGGAAGACCUUCGGCAGGGUUAUUGCUGAUCACCAAGCCGUGGCCUUCAUACUUGCUGAGAUGGCCAUGAAAGUAGAGCUGGCCAGGAUGGCCUGGCAGAGGUCUGCCUGGGAGGUGGACACCGGCCGAAGGAACACAUACUUUGCCUCCAUCGCCAAAGCCUUUGCUGGAGAUAUUGCCAACCAGUGUGCUUCGGAUGCCGUCCAGGUCUUUGGUGGAAAUGGAUUCAAUAGUGACUAUCCUGUUGAGAAACUCAUGAGGGACGCUAAAAUUUAUCAGAUUUAUGAAGGCACCGCUCAGAUCCAGAGAAUAAUCAUCUCAAGAGAACACCUGGGAAAAUACAAGAAAUGAAUGAAUAACUGAAUGAGUAUGACGCCCGUCGAUGGUGAUUUAACCCCAUUCUACAUCCUUUGUACAGUUUAAAGUAGUUAUGAACAAUAAUAGUUGCUGCAUCUCAGGAUAACUCAAAGCUGAUUGCCUUACGCUCUCCAAGGGCUGCUCUCUCAUGUGUGUGACUGUGCACGCUCACAAAACACUUUCUGUGUCCUUGCCAUAUCUUUGAUUAUUAUGGCCAGUUGUCAACAUGCCUUGUUCUUGUUUGUGUUUGUCAUUAUAAAUACGAGUGGCCUGUCACAGUAGUGAGAUUUGAACAAAUGCAGAUUUGUAUGUGCUGUCCACUGACUUUUUUUAUUCCAAUGUAUUUAAAACUGGAAUGAAUGGAUACCAAUUUAAUAAAUAUAUUCCAGA
Messenger RNA from Sardina pilchardus (European sardine), 1753 nucleotides. It is a transcript of the gene acadm, whose product is annotated as acyl-CoA dehydrogenase medium chain. Gene Ontology annotation, biological process: medium-chain fatty acid catabolic process; fatty acid beta-oxidation. The transcript has 12 exons. Gene Ontology annotation, cellular component: mitochondrion; cytoplasm. The coding region runs from base 95 to 1357 and encodes 420 amino acids. NCBI's taxonomy places the organism in Eukaryota, Metazoa, Chordata, Actinopteri, Clupeiformes, Clupeidae. The record is from RefSeq and is a predicted model, not a curated record. Gene Ontology annotation, molecular function: medium-chain fatty acyl-CoA dehydrogenase activity; flavin adenine dinucleotide binding.